Anguilla rostrata (American eel) is the source of this 2173-nucleotide messenger RNA. RefSeq names its product hepatoma-derived growth factor-related protein 3-like. The coding region runs from base 334 to 954 and encodes 206 amino acids. Lineage: Eukaryota; Metazoa; Chordata; Actinopteri; Anguilliformes; Anguillidae. The record is from RefSeq and is a predicted model, not a curated record. The transcript has 6 exons.
CAGCCGUUCCGUGUUUCAAAUGAGCCAGCAGAGAGCCGAGGACCGCGUUGUCGCUCACGCUCUGUGGCAAAACAUCAAAGUCUAGGAAGACCGCGAUUUCAGAUUUGCUCGGCGUUUGGAUUGUUACUUCUCAUCGCUUUUGACGAAUCUGGGAAUUUGGGUGUUUUAUAUAAAAGGAAGGAAUAUCGGAGGCCUUCUGUUUAUAAAUUAAUUUAUAUCCAUAGAAGAGAAAGCAGCUGUCUUCCUAUCAAAACAUAGUCGUUCAUUUCCUCAAACGGGGCUGGUGGCGAGGAAACGCGUAAAUAACAGCGAAAUAUCUAGUCUGAAUUGAUAAUGGCUCGUCCCCGACCACGGGAGUACAAAUCUGGGGAUCUGGUUUUUGCAAAAAUGAAAGGAUACCCACACUGGCCAGCAAGGAUCGACGAACUUCCGGAAGGAGCUGUCAAGCCACCUGCAAAUAAAUACCCAAUCUUCUUCUUUGGCACUCACGAAACGGCAUUCUUGGGGCCAAAAGAUUUGCUUCCAUACAAGGACUAUAAGGAUAAAUUUGGCAAAUCCAACAAAAGGAAAGGCUUUAAUGAAGGCCUGUGGGAAAUUGAGAAUAAUCCUGGCGUUAAAUUCACUGGCUACCAGGCCAUCCAGCAGCAGAGCUCCUCAGAAACAGAAGGCGAGGGGGGAAACGCAGCGGACGGGAGCAGCGAGGGUGAGGAGGGUGACCCCGUAGAGACAAAGGGGGACAAGGCUGGGUCCAAGCGGAAAAAGACCGGCUCUUCAAAGAAGGCCUCCAAGCUGUCCAGGAAGGGCUCGGGUGCGGAAGAUGAGAAGGAUGGACAGGAGGAAGAUCACAAGAGUGGCUCGGAGGCCGGAGAUGCUGAUAAUGACAACGACUUGCAAAAUGCUUCAGAAAACAAGAAAGCAAGCCAAGGGACCCAGUUACUCAGAGAAGAACGCUAGCCUUUCCUGAGGAGGCGGCUUUAAGGGAAGUCAUUAAAUUGUGACUGUCAAGUGUUAUUGGAAAUGUGACAUUUUCAUUACUUUCUUACUCUCCGUUUCAAACACCCAUCCCAACUAAACAGGGCUCUCAUCUUGUAUCUCAGCUUAAAAAAAUGUUUUUUCCUACCAUGACACAGAAGCAUUCCUUAUUCAACUAUGUGGUCAAUUCCAAUGAGUGACCAAAGCAGACCAAACAGAUCAGCAUAUGAUCACAGCUGAUUUGUUCAGCUUGUGCCAUUUGUUCAUUUUCCAAUGAUUUUCUCAGUCUCUCAUAGUCAGUAGUAUCUGUAAUGCAGCAUUCACCUUAUUACUUGUAUAUUGUCGCAUAAAACUGCAUUAUUAUAAAAUGGUAAAAGAAAAUGGACUACCUUUUGGAAUAUUUGUCUGUAGAAAGCUCAUUCUGCGCUACAUCACUGUUUUAUGUAAUCAGAAGAAAACUGAAUGGAAAAAGUAGACUAAAUGUAUGAAGUAUUGUGCACAAAGGGUUGCAAUUUGUAACUCCGUAAUAUAUUCAUAUAUAUUUUAUUUUGCCGUAGAAUAUAGUAUCACUAGUAUUCUUCUAAACCUCUAGGCGACUGCUCAUCUUUUUACGGAAAAGUAAAAUAUUACCCGUCUGUGUGUCUUUGGAAUGGGUUAUGUUUUUAGGGCUUUUAAAAUGGCAUGCAUGACCACUGCACAUACAUAUCGUGAGACACAAGAGGUUACCGACGUUCCUUUCGGUUUUCCCAUCAACCCGCAGUUUACCGUUUGCACUACUGCCACGGGUCAGGUAUACCACUGUGCACUGCAGUCUGGGGAAGCAGCACUCAUGAUGACGUGAUAAAAACUCUCCGUUCUUCAGCGACACGACUGUGUUUCUCUAACAGUGAGCUUGGGGGGAAACCUGCAUUUCAGUGCUCACAUUUCCUCUUCCAAAAGUAAGGCAUUCCAUUUACAUUAUACAAGUUGCCUUUUGCUUUGCGAUUAUUAUUUUUUUGUCAGUACAAAGAAUAUAUUCUAUUUAUUUUUUGAUGCUAAGUAGAAACGCUGUGGGGAGAUAUAACCUCUUUUUUCCUGAGUUUCGAUGACAUUUUGAUCUUUGUUUAUGCUUGUGAUUGGACAUGUUUUUACAUUUUCCAGGAUUGUAGUUUUUUGCCAUUUAUGGAAAAAAGAUUUUGCACAAUAAAAUCAUUGGAAUGCA